UUAACGUUUAACGUUCACUUUACUGCAGAAUCUUUAAUCAUAAUAAAUUCAUAACGUAAAUUUAAAUUACUCGUUUUUUAAUUACCUCAUCGACUUUUUAGACUUUUCAAAUUUAAGUAUUAUUUAUUUAAACAAAUUGUGUAUAAUAUAUUAUAAUAUUGUGUAUCCAUUAGUAGUAAAUUAUUUGGAAGAAAAUUAGAUUUUUUUUUCUAAUUUGUCAUGUUUAACUUAAACAAUUGUGUUCAACGCAAUGGCUAUAGAAUUGACAAAUGGCUCUAUCGAGCUUCCUGUUGUAUGUUGUAGAAACUAUGUAAUGGUGUAUUCGUACAACGACCAAUUGUACAAUUAAUGGGUUUUGAGGCUGUACAGGUGAAAUCCAAUGAAACAAAUUAUCGCUUAGUGUUAUCAGAUGGUGUCCAUAUGAAUUCUUAUUUUUUCCUAUACAGUCAGUUGAACGAUUUGAUUGUAAAAAAACAAGUGAAGUAUGCAACUAUAUUGAGGAUUGAUGAGUACAAAUUUAUGAAUGGAGAAAAUCCCACUAAUCAUAGUCCAAGAUGGAUUAUACUCAUUCAGAAAGUAACAGUGUUAAUUCAUAGAAAUGUUUAUGGAAAUCCACAGCCUUUAAUAAAUGUCGAAAAAAAAGAAAUGCCAUUGAAAAAUUUAAAUAUGAAUAAAUGUCCUAGUAGGGUAUUCUAUUGUGUGGAACAGUUGGAAAACAAUCUUAUUAAUGUUAAAGAUUUGACUAACAUGUCCAAUGGGAAUUGUCCUUUUAUUCUUAAAUUGACUGUUGUAAAAAAAAGUUCAAUCAAUACAUACAGUAGUUGCAGAAUUUUAAAUAUCAAUAUGAUAGAUUCUACGGGUGUAGUACGUGUCAGUGCAUUCAAUUUACUUGCAGAUACCAUAAAUGAAAUAUUUGAGGAAAAUAAAAUGUAUUAUAUAGCAGACACAAUAUUGAAACACAACCAAUUUGGCUGUGAACUAAAACUCCAAUCUCAUUCAGUUAUAAUUGAAUGUAUUGAUCAAGUUAAGCCAAAAGUGCAAUGCAUAAUAACAUCUAAUUUUAAUACAUUAUUAGAAAACAGUCCAAAUACGUUUUGUGAUUUAAUUGGAGUGUGCAUUGAAGUGGGUGAUAUGGAAGUCUGCAGUAAUAUAACUGCUCAAACAGAAGUUGCAAAACGAGAGAUUGUAUUAAUCGAUAUAUCAAUGGCUACUAUAACUUUAAAAGUGUGGGGUGAACAAGUUGACAAAUUUAAUGAGAAAUUUGAUGAUCCACCAAUUGUUAUGGUUAAGCAAGCUGUACUAAAACAAUUCAAUGGGACCAAGUAUUUUUCCAUGGUCAAAUUUAGUGUUUUGUUCAUCAAUCCAAAUGUACCAGAAGCACAUCAGUUAAAAGAGUGGUAUAAAGAAUUAGUUCUAAUGGAAGACUUUUAACAGUAAAGUAAUGAACUCACAAUAUUUAAGCAUUUCCAUUUAAAGUUGGUUUUUAUAAUUAACGCAUUUGUACACAGUUCUGUUAUUAAAUUUUUUUUAUUUUUGCUAAAAUUAUUUGUUUGUAAAAAUACUUAAAUGUGAUUUGAAAAGCAUAAUACCAACAAAAUAUAAUUUUGUUAUCAUCUUC
Messenger RNA from Rhopalosiphum maidis (corn leaf aphid), 1618 nucleotides. RefSeq names its product replication protein A 70 kDa DNA-binding subunit-like. The record is from RefSeq and is a predicted model, not a curated record. Gene Ontology annotation, cellular component: nucleus. The coding region runs from base 349 to 1431 and encodes 360 amino acids. Gene Ontology annotation, molecular function: DNA binding. Gene Ontology annotation, biological process: DNA replication. The transcript is spliced from 8 exons. Lineage: Eukaryota; Metazoa; Arthropoda; Insecta; Hemiptera; Aphididae.